UGCCUCGCGUGCAUGCCUCAUCUCCCCCACCCCACUUUCAGAGGCUCCCUGGAAACGGAGGAGGCUCAAUUCCCGCACCUCCCUCCUACCCAGCGCACUUAAAAAAUAAUUUCGAUACUUAUCACCAGAAGCAUAUUUGCAACUACAAUAAAAUCCAGGACACCUGCCCGGCAGCACGUUAGCCUGGCUCUUUUAUAGUCUUCAACUUUGCACACUGUGAUUACCGCUGCCUGCCUGGCUGAUGUUUGCUGCCGGAGCCUCAAGCUCCUUCUCUUAUUGUGAUCGUUGGCUCCGGAGCAGCUGUCAAACGCGUCGUUUCGCAGCACUUGAUCCGAACCCGGCUGCCUCCAAGACUUGGUCUUGGGCAACCGUGGGUGGGCAAGGAAGGAUGUUAUUUUAUUUUAUUUUGUUAAGGGGAGUGAAGAAACGAAAACGUGAGGACUGCAGUUCACUAGCGGCGGUGAUGAAGACGAAAUUGAACAUCUACAACCUGCAGUUGCUGCUUUUUGUUUUCUUGGUGUGGUACCCUGCCAGGUUGGUGCUGGCUAACAUCCAAGAAGAUGAGGCUAAAAAUAACAUUACCAUUUUUACAAGAAUUCUUGACAGACUUCUGGAUGGUUACGAUAAUCGGCUUAGACCAGGACUGGGAGACAGUAUUACUGAAGUCUUCACUAACAUCUACGUGACCAGUUUUGGCCCUGUCUCAGAUACAGAUAUGGAAUAUACAAUUGAUGUUUUCUUUCGACAAAAAUGGAAAGAUGAACGUUUAAAAUUUAAAGGUCCUAUGAACAUCCUUCGACUGAACAAUUUAAUGGCUAGCAAAAUCUGGACUCCAGAUACUUUUUUUCACAAUGGGAAAAAAUCAGUAGCUCAUAAUAUGACAAUGCCAAAUAAGUUGCUUCGAAUUCAGGAUGAUGGGACUCUACUGUAUACAAUGAGGCUUACAGUUCAAGCUGAAUGCCCAAUGCACUUGGAGGAUUUCCCAAUGGAUGCUCAUUCAUGUCCUCUGAAAUUUGGCAGUUAUGCAUAUACAACUUCAGAGGUCACUUAUAUUUGGACUUACAAUGCAUCUGAUUCAGUACAGGUUGCUCCUGAUGGCUCUAGGUUAAAUCAAUAUGAUCUGCUGGGCCAAUCAAUUGGAAAGGAGACAAUUAAAUCCAGUACAGGUGAAUACACUCGAAUGACAGCUCAUUUCCACUUGAAAAGAAAAAUUGCGUAUUUUGUGCUUCACACAUAUCUGCUCUUGCUCAUCUUUUUAAGAAAUGUGGAAAAUAUAAACUAUUCUACUCUGAUUGUUCCACUUUUUGUACGGCUUAAGUUAUCACUAGAUAGAGUAACAACUGUCCUAACAAUGACAACUCUAAGCAUCAGUGCUCGAAAUUCUCUCCCCAAAGUGGCUUAUGCGACUGCCAUGGACUGGUUUAUUGCUGUUUGUUAUGCAUUUGUGUUCUCUGCCCUAAUUGAAUUUGCAACUGUUAAUUACUUCACCAAAAGAGGAUGGGCUUGGGAUGGGAAGAGUGUAGUAAAUGACAAGAAAAAAGAAAAGGCUUCCGUUAUGAUACAGAACAAUGCUUAUGCAGUGGCUGUUGCCAAUUAUGCCCCGAAUCUUUCAAAAGAUCCAGUUCUUUCCACCAUCUCCAAGAGCGCAACCACGCCAGAACCCAACAAGAAGCCGGAAAACAAGCCAGCUGAAGCCAAGAAAACUUUUAACAGUGUUAGCAAAAUUGACAGAAUGUCCAGAAUAGUUUUUCCAGUUUUGUUUGGUACAUUUAAUUUAGUUUACUGGGCUACAUAUUUAAACAGAGAGCCUGUAUUAGGGGUCAGUCCUUGAAUUGAGACCCAUGUUAUAUUUGGGAUGUAUAGCAACAUUAAAUUUGGUUUGUUUUGCUAUGUACAGUCUGACUAAUAACUGCUAAUUUGUGAUCCAACAUGUACAGUAUGUAUAUAGUGACAUAGCUUACUAGUAGACCUUUAAUGGAGACAUGCAUUUGCUAACUCAUGGAACUGCAGAUGGAAAACACUCCAUGCCAAAACAGUCAUUGCCUUUUAAAAAGAUUUUUACCCUAGGACCUGAUUUAAAGUGAAUUUCAGAUGACCUGAUUUAUUUCCUAUUCUUCUAAUAGAGAUGAAAAUGGGGAUCCUGUACGACCUUUUGUGGACCCUUUUGGUUUAGCUCUUAAAUAGGAGUAUUUUCUACUGUUGCUUGAUUAUGAUGGAAGUUAACAUUGUCAUUUCUAGAUGAAUUAUUUGAAGUAACAAACAUUGUAUCUGCAACAUCAGCUCCGUUCAUGAAUGCUCAGAGUCCCUGCUAAUGUAACUGGAAGCUUGGCACACAUAAGAAAAACUAGAGAUUUGAAAUCAGCUUUUAAUUACUCUGUAUAGUAUCUAUAGCCAUGAACAUAUUACAGCAUGACAAGCUCAAAUAAUUUUGAGUCAGCCCGACAGGAUGUUAAUUAUGCCUACGAUUUAGUAACUAUUGGAGUGUCAUUGUCAUUACACUUUUAGCUUCAGAGUUUAUUUGAAAGUAAUAAUUGAAAUCCUACAAUUAAUUUUAGUCAUUGGAUACUACCUUAAUU
This is a messenger RNA of Cercocebus atys (sooty mangabey), 2576 nucleotides long. It is a transcript of the gene GABRA2, whose product is annotated as gamma-aminobutyric acid (GABA) A receptor, alpha 2. The record is from RefSeq and is a predicted model, not a curated record. Gene Ontology annotation, biological process: synaptic transmission, GABAergic; chloride transport; signal transduction. Gene Ontology annotation, cellular component: dendrite membrane; GABA-A receptor complex; neuron projection. Gene Ontology annotation, molecular function: GABA-gated chloride ion channel activity; benzodiazepine receptor activity; GABA-A receptor activity. Lineage: Eukaryota; Metazoa; Chordata; Mammalia; Primates; Cercopithecidae.